This is a messenger RNA of Cuscuta campestris, 1563 nucleotides long. The record is from the annotation of a GenBank genome assembly. Lineage: Eukaryota; Viridiplantae; Streptophyta; Magnoliopsida; Solanales; Convolvulaceae.
CUACUCCCUAGCAUAGCAGCAAUUUUUUGUUUUUUUAUGAACGGGUUGAAUUACUUUGAAUAAAGGGAGAGAGAGAGUAUCUUCGAGACCUAACCUAGCAGACUCUAGCGCAUUGCGCCUAACUCUAUCGACCAAGUCAUCUCCUUCAUUCCUUCUCUGUUUGCGUCUUAUAGCGCACACAUUCUACUCCCUCUAUCUGAAGAGUCUGGAAGGAAAAGAGCGUUUGCUUUAUGAGAAGAAACGCAAAAUUAGAGAAGCUCUUGAAGAGGGAAAGCCAAUCCCAACUGAACUCAGAAACGAAGAAGCAGCUCUUCGUCAACAAAUCGACCUUGAAGAUGAACACACAGCUGUGCCUAGGUCUACUAUUGACGAUGAAUAUGCACAUGCUGCUGAAAAGGAUCCCAAGAUUUUGAUUACUACUUCUCUCAACCCAAGUGAUCCUCUAACUCGAUUUGUCAAGGAAUUAAAGAUUGUAUUCCCUAAUGCGAUACGAAUGAAUCGUGGCAGUCAGGGAAUACCGGAAAUCAUUGAAACUUGCCGUAGUCAUGACUUUACGGAUGUGGUUUUAGUUCAUGAGUUUCGAGGAGUUCCUGAUGGAAUUAUCAUCAGUCAUUUACCUUUCGGUCCAACUGCCCACUUUAGAUUACUCAAUGUGGUAACAAGACAUGAUAUUAAGGACAAAAAGGCUAUGGGAACAAUGCCUGAGGCUUACCCUCAUCUGAUAUUUGACAACUUCUCUACUAAGCUUGGUGAAAGAACUGUAAAUAUUCUAAAGCAUCUGUUUCCAGUUCCAAAGCCCGACACGAAACGUAUUAUCACAUUUGCUAAUCAGUCUGAUUUUAUCUCAUUCAGACACCAUAUCUAUGAGAAACGGGGAGGUCCCAAAUCAAUUGAACUGAAAGAGCUUGGCCCUCGAUUUGAACUUCAGCUUCAUAAGAUCCAGCUAGGAACUGUGGAUCAACAAGAAGCUCAAACCGAAUGGGUCAUGAGACCAUAUAUGAACACCUCCAAGAAAAGGAACCUUCUUGGGCAGUGACAGUUCUGUUUCAUUCUUUUCAUGAGUUUGGCCAUACAAGAGUUUUGCUUGUAAAGAGAGCAACUUGGUACCAUGAGGUUUGUGUUUGUGCUGUUAUACUUUAAAAGGAUUUGGUCUCUGGGUUACUUUCAAGAGGGUAUCAGUUCGCUAUGAGACAACCAGUUGGUCAUUAAUCUCGAUUGCUACUUAGUUUCAGACUUAUCCAUUGCCCCGUGUAAAAGUUUGGAUUUUCCGAGGGGAAUUUGGGGAGUUGGAAAUUCUAGUCUUACAUAAUUAUAUGCCAUUUCACUUUUAUUGUUGCACACUUAUUUUGUGUGUUUGUGUUUUGUUUUUGUCUUAUUUUUCUUAAUUUCCCUUCUGGAAAGAAUAGUUAGUCUUGGUCCUCUUGGAGAAUGGGCAUUCUCCUCUUUGUGGAAGCAGUCUUCACCCUCUUACCCCACACAAUUACACCAUCUUGUGACUUUCUGGUAGUGCUCUUUCGUAUGUCAAAACUUGCCAGUGAUGCAUAUUGCAUUGCUUAAAGAAUG